CACACACUCAGUUAGUGCUUUGACUUGAGACGAUGUGUGUGUGUGUUCGAGGGACUUCAGUCUAUUGUAUAGGAAAUGUUAAAGUCGUCAAUCGCAAAAGGAAACUGGGUACAAGAUAAAGGUUUCCUCCACCAACUUAAGACACAACUGACUGUAAGACUGUUAGUAGAGCCAGUUAACCCAAGUGAGGUAGUAGUGCCAGUCUACCAGUCAAUCUACCAGUCUCCCAGUUAAUCUAUCAGAAAAAAACAGUCUAUUCUACCAGUCAGACUACCAGCUACCCUACCAGUCUCCCAGUCAAUCUACCAGAAAAAACAGUCUAUUCUACCAAUCACCCUACCAGUCUCCCAGUCACUCUACCAGAAAAAACCCAGUCUAUUCUACCAGUCAGACUACCAGCUACCCUACCAGUCUCCCAGUCAAUCUACCAGAAAAAACAGUCUAUUCUACCAGUCACCCUACCAGUCUCCCAGUCACUCUACCAGAAAAAAACCAGUCUAUUGUACCAGUCUAUUGUAGCAGACAGUCUACCAUCAUGGAAGAGCUCAAGUCGUCAUACUUCGUUACCUACAGAGUGGUCAUGCCUCUGUUCGUGGUCAUGGGUCUCUUGGCUAAUGGUCUCUGUGUGGUUGCUCUGUCAGCCCCCGCUUAAGACAGCCCAUGUCAAUAGAUACUUCCUGCUACUGGCCAUAUGUGACAUUUCCGUCUGUCUAUCAUACAUCCCCGUCAUCAUUACCGUCACUGGCUGUCAACUGUCUACCUAUGGCUUAGCAUACUACUUCGCCCACUUCUGCUGGACUAUCACCUGCACCUGCCAUGCCUUCGGGACCUACACAAUCCUAUGGCUGGCAUUCGACCGCUUCAUGGCUGUGUGGAUGUACAUAUACUAUCAAAAAACCCACAAGAGCGGAUAUUUCAUGCGGAUGAGGAUAAUUAUCACAUACAUAGGCUGUUUCAUGUUACAUCUGCCUUAUAUGAUACGAGGUAAUGUAGGGUGUGCAAAUGUGGAUGAGAGAGAUGUGUACACGUGUCCAAACAGCUCCUGGGUUAGUCUAGAUGGCUUUGAAUACGACUUUAACGAACCAUGGCAUCAAACUUAUCGUUACAUCUACUCGUUCAGUGUUCGUUGGUUACCGAGUCUUCUCCUUGUGAUAUGUAACCUUGGAAUGAUUCUAGGUGUUUAUAAAGGUAAAAUUAACUUCCCAUCUGGUCAUAUUGGGAAACGAAACGGUGAGAGGAACUUGAUAAUAACAAUGAUAGCUAUGACAGCAUCCUAUAUCAUCUUCACUACACCUAUAACUAUCUACCUGACUUUCUAUGCCGAUAAGAGAUGCACAGAUUCCCCAGAAGAAAACUUACGUCAUAUAGGUAAUUCUCUACAGCUUUUUGAACACGUUACACACAUUGUCUUCUUGAUUGCCCUAAACACUAAAUUUAGAAAGCAAAUACGAAUAAUUCUUCACAUAAGUCAGCCAGGAGACGAACUUGAUAGCAAAGUGUAUAGUGAGUCAAGUGAGAAUAAAACACUCAGAGAUAAGGCACUCAGAGAUAAGGCACUCAGAUAUAAGGAACUCAGAGAUAAGGAACUCAGAGAUAAGCCACUCAGAGAUACGAUGUGUAUAUCUCAGAUGCAGAGAGAGAGUGAAGGAGACUCGAUAUUUACUAACUAAUUUAUUUCUUGAAGCAUGGUGAGCGGAUGAUGAUUUAACCCCUUGAGUAUGAUGAUUUAACCCCUUGAGUAUGAUGAUUUAACCCCCG
This is a messenger RNA of Homarus americanus (American lobster), 1758 nucleotides long. RefSeq lists its product as uncharacterized. The record is from RefSeq and is a predicted model, not a curated record. Gene Ontology annotation, molecular function: G protein-coupled receptor activity. The transcript is spliced from 3 exons. The coding region runs from base 615 to 1670 and encodes 351 amino acids. Gene Ontology annotation, biological process: G protein-coupled receptor signaling pathway. Gene Ontology annotation, cellular component: membrane. NCBI's taxonomy places the organism in Eukaryota, Metazoa, Arthropoda, Malacostraca, Decapoda, Nephropidae.